Molecule: messenger RNA, 1240 nt
Organism: Echinops telfairi (small Madagascar hedgehog)
Lineage: Eukaryota; Metazoa; Chordata; Mammalia; Afrosoricida; Tenrecidae
Gene: PARD6A
Product: par-6 family cell polarity regulator alpha
Exons: 3
Coding region: 71-1111 (346 amino acids)
Biological process (GO): establishment or maintenance of cell polarity; regulation of cellular localization; centrosome cycle
Cellular component (GO): cell cortex; apical plasma membrane; nucleus
Molecular function (GO): protein kinase C binding
Source: RefSeq, a predicted model, not a curated record
GCCGGCAGGCUGUGCACCUGCGCCUCGGCGGGCCGCCUGGGGCACCGUCCCCGGCCCGCCCGGCCCCGCCAUGGCCAGGCCGCAGAGGACCCCAGCGCGCAGUCCGGACAGCAUCGUGGAGGUGAAGAGCAAAUUUGAUGCCGAGUUCCGACGCUUUGCACUGCCCCGCGCUUCGGUGAGCGGCUUCCAGGAGUUCUCCCGGUUCCUGCGCGCGGUGCAUCAGAUCCCCGGCCUGGACGUGCUGCUGGGCUACACUGACGCUCAUGGCGACCUGCUGCCCCUCACUAACGACGAUAGCCUGCACCGGGCCCUGGCCAGCGGCCCCCCACCGCUGCGCCUGCUGGUGCAGAAGCGGGCAGAAGCUGACUCCGGUGGCCUGGUCUUUGCCUCCAACUCCCUGCAGCGGCGGAAGAAAGGGCUCCUGCUGCGGCCCGUGGCCCCCCUGCGCAGCCGCCCCCCCCUGCUCAUCAGCCUGCCCCAAGAUUUCCGGCAGGUUUCCUCUGUCAUCGACGUGGACCUCCUGCCCGAGACACACCGGAGGGUACGGCUUCACAAACAUGGUUCGGACCGCCCUCUUGGCUUCUACAUCCGAGAUGGCACGAGUGUGCGCGUGGCUCCCCAGGGUCUGGAGCGGGUCCCGGGCAUCUUCAUCUCCCGCCUGGUACGCGGGGGUCUUGCUGAGCGAACAGGGCUGCUGGCGGUCAGUGACGAGAUCCUGGAGGUCAAUGGCAUUGAAGUGGCCGGCAAGACCUUGGACCAGGUGACGGACAUGAUGGUCGCCAACAGCCACAACCUCAUCGUCACGGUCAAGCCUGCCAACCAGCGCAACAACGUGGUACGGGGGGCAUCUGGGCGUCUGACGGGGCCUCCCUCUGUCCGGCCUGGGCCUCCUGAGCCCGACAGCGAUGAGGACAAUGGCGACCUGGUCAUUGAGAACCGCCAGCCUCCCUGUUCCAAUGGGCUGUCCCAGGGACCCCCGUGCUGGAGCCUGCGCCCUGGCCGGUUGCCCCCGGGUGCUCGAAGCUCUCUGCCCUCCCUGGAUGAUCAGGGGCAGGCCAGCUCUGGCUGGGGAGGUGGCAUUCGAGGAGAUGGCAGUGGCUUCAGCCUCUGACAGGAAGAGAAUUUGCCCCUCGCCACGCCAUGCUGCUGGGGCAGUGGGGAAACUGCCCGGGUGGGGACUUUGAGCUUGCUCACAGGACCCUCUCAGCCUGGAGAACAUUAAAGGUUUUCUACAAAUGCA